Lonchura striata (white-rumped munia) is the source of this 723-nucleotide messenger RNA. The record is from RefSeq and is a predicted model, not a curated record. NCBI's taxonomy places the organism in Eukaryota, Metazoa, Chordata, Aves, Passeriformes, Estrildidae.
AUGUUUGGCAGCGAAGGAGCACGGAGGGCGGCAGCGGCCGGGCGGCACAGCCCCGACCCCCUCACAGGCACCCCGCGCUGCCGCCGGCACGACCCGGCACCGGGCGGGAGGCAGCGCGGCGCUCCCACCGCGCCCAGCCGGCAGAACAGCACAGCAGCCCCCGGCCGGGCACACUGCGGACACUUCCCGCUCCCCCCGGCCGGGCACACUCCGGACAUUUCCCGCUCCCCCCGGCCGGGCACACUCACCGCUGGCCGCCGUCCCUCAGGGCGCCGCUCCCGCUCUCUCGCCGCCUCUCGGCGUUUGAAAGGCGCAACGCGGGGGGAGCGGCUGGGCCAGCGGCGCGAUCGCCGGGCCCCGCCCACUCGGCAGAACAACCAAUCGGCGCCCAGCCCCGGCGCCCAGAGGCGCGGCGAUUGGCGGGAGCGCCCUCCGCGCGGGCAGCGCCCCCUGCCGGCCGCGCGGCCCCCGGCAGCAGGUGCCGCCCGCGGCGCUGCGGGCCCGGCCGCGGGGGAGCCGCGGCUGCGGGGUCGCGUCCGCACCUCGCGGGGCGCGCCGCUUCGGCCCACAGGGCACCGAUGGGCGUCCCGCUCCCGCUGCUGUGGCAGCCCAAGCCCUCAGCGAAGGCUCCUCCUGCGUCCGCUGCAUCCCCGAGCGCUGGAGCAGCGGGGAACGGCGGAGGCAGCGGGGCAGGUGCGCGGGCCGCGUCUCACCGGGGCCUGA